This is a messenger RNA of Zasmidium cellare ATCC 36951, 1305 nucleotides long. RefSeq lists its product as uncharacterized. The record is from RefSeq and is a predicted model, not a curated record. Gene Ontology annotation, cellular component: cytosol; translation release factor complex. Lineage: Eukaryota; Fungi; Ascomycota; Dothideomycetes; Mycosphaerellales; Mycosphaerellaceae. Gene Ontology annotation, molecular function: translation release factor activity, codon specific; sequence-specific mRNA binding. Gene Ontology annotation, biological process: cytoplasmic translational termination. The transcript has a single exon. Bases 1 to 1305 code for a protein of 434 amino acids.
AUGUCGGCGCCCCAAGCCAACGACGCCGAGAAGAACAUCGAGAUAUGGAAGGUCAAGAAACUCAUCAAGCGCCUCGAAGCUGCCCGCGGCAACGGCACCAGCAUGAUCAGCUUGAUCAUCCCUCCCAAGGACCAGGUCUCACGUGCCGCAAAGAUGUUGGCUGAAGAGUUCGGUACUGCUUCCAACAUCAAGUCCCGUGUCAACCGUCUGUCCGUCCUUUCAGCCAUCACCUCCACCCAGCAGAGGUUGAAGCUGUACAGCAAGGUGCCGCCGAACGGACUCGUCGUCUACUGUGGUGAAAUCAUCACCAGCGAGGGUAAAGAGAGGAAGAUCAACAUCGAUUUCGAGCCUUUCAAGCCAAUCAAUACCUCACUGUACCUGUGUGACAACAAGUUCCACACCGAGGCGCUUAGCGAGCUUCUCGAGUCGGAUCAGAAGUUCGGUUUUAUCAUCAUGGAUGGUAAUGGAGCCCUAUUUGGUACACUUUCGGGCAACACGAGAGAUGUCCUGGCCAAGUUCAGCGUUGACUUGCCCAAGAAGCACGGUCGUGGUGGUCAGUCUGCCCUGCGUUUCGCCCGUCUGCGAGAGGAGAAACGGCACAACUACGUCCGCAAGGUCGCCGAAAUGGCUGUCCAGAACUUCAUCAGCAACGACAAGGUCAACGUGGCGGGUGUGAUUCUGGCUGGUAGCGCCGACUUCAAGAACGAUCUCAACCAGUCCGACCUGUUCGACCAGCGUCUGCAGGCCAAGGUUAUCAAAGUGGUCGAUGUCAGCUACGGAGGCGAGAACGGCUUCAACCAGGCCAUCGAGCUGGCUUCUGAGACGCUCUCCAACGUCAAGUUCAUCCAGGAGAAGAAGCUGAUCAACCAAUACUUUGACCACAUCAGCCAGGACAGUGGAAAGGUCUGCUACGGUAUUGAUGAUACCCUCAAGGCUUUGGAGGCUGGUGCUGCCGAGACGUUGAUUGUCUACGAGAAUCUCGAGAUGACCCGAUGGCAAUUGAAGAACAGCGAGGGCAGCGAAGUCAUUUUGCACACCACCAAGGAGCAGGAACAGAACCGCGAGAUCUUCAUGGACAAGGAGACUGGCCAGGAAAUGGAAGUGGUAGAUUCAAUGCCUUUCCUCGAAUGGCUGGCAGAGAAGUACCGCGAUUUUGGUGCUACGCUGGAGUUCGUUUCCGACCGAUCUUCUGAAGGCAACCAGUUCGUGCGCGGAUUUGGUGGCAUUGGAGCGAUUAUGCGAUACAAGCUCAACUUUGAGCAACUCAAUAUCGAUGAUGACGAAGACGAGUUCUACGACGAUUGA